Messenger RNA from Mirounga angustirostris (Northern elephant seal), 3140 nucleotides. RefSeq names its product coactivator associated arginine methyltransferase 1 (gene CARM1). Gene Ontology annotation, molecular function: protein-arginine N-methyltransferase activity. Lineage: Eukaryota; Metazoa; Chordata; Mammalia; Carnivora; Phocidae. The record is from RefSeq and is a predicted model, not a curated record. The transcript has 15 exons. Bases 38 to 2050 code for a protein of 670 amino acids. Gene Ontology annotation, biological process: peptidyl-arginine methylation.
GGCGGCGGCGGCGGCGGGGCCUGGAGCCGGAUCUAAGAUGGCAGCGGCGGCGGCGGCGGCGGGGCCGGGCACCGGCGGCGCAGGGGCGGCGGUCCCGGGCGGCGCGGGGCCCUGCGCGGCCGUGUCCGUGUUCCCCGGCGCCCGCCUCCUCACCAUCGGCGACGCGAACGGCGAGAUCCAGCGGCACGCGGAGCAGCAGGCGCUGCGCCUCGAGGUGCGCGCCGGCCCGGACGCGGCGGGCAUCGCCCUCUACAGCCACGAAGAUGUGUGUGUGUUUAAGUGCUCGGUGUCCCGGGAGACGGAGUGCAGCCGCGUGGGCAAGCAGUCCUUCAUCAUCACCCUGGGCUGCAACAGCGUCCUCAUCCAGUUCGCCACACCAAACGAUUUCUGUUCCUUCUAUAACAUCUUGAAAACCUGUCGGGGCCACACCCUGGAGCGGUCGGUGUUCAGCGAGCGCACAGAGGAGUCCUCUGCCGUGCAGUAUUUCCAGUUCUAUGGCUACCUGUCCCAGCAGCAGAACAUGAUGCAGGACUACGUGCGGACGGGCACCUACCAGCGCGCCAUCCUGCAGAACCACACAGACUUCAAGGACAAGAUCGUUCUUGACGUCGGCUGCGGCUCUGGGAUCCUCUCAUUUUUUGCCGCCCAAGCUGGAGCGAGGAAGAUCUACGCGGUGGAGGCCAGCACCAUGGCCCAGCACGCAGAGGUCUUGGUGAAGAGUAACAAUCUCACUGAGCGCAUCGUCGUCAUCCCCGGGAAGGUGGAGGAAGUCUCGCUCCCUGAGCAGGUGGACAUCAUCAUCUCGGAGCCCAUGGGCUACAUGCUCUUCAAUGAGCGCAUGCUCGAGAGCUACCUCCAUGCCAAGAAGUACCUGAGGCCCGGGGGAAACAUGUUCCCCACCAUUGGUGACGUCCAUCUUGCACCCUUCACGGAUGAACAGCUCUACAUGGAGCAGUUCACCAAGGCCAACUUCUGGUACCAGCCAUCCUUCCAUGGAGUGGACCUGUCAGCCCUCCGAGGUGCUGCAGUGGACGAGUAUUUCCGGCAGCCUGUGGUGGACACAUUUGACAUCCGGAUCCUGAUGGCCAAGUCUGUCAAGUACACAGUGAACUUCUUAGAAGCCAAAGAAGGAGAUUUGCACAGGAUAGAAAUCCCAUUCAAAUUCCACAUGCUGCAUUCCGGGCUAGUUCACGGUCUGGCUUUCUGGUUUGAUGUCGCCUUCAUCGGCUCCAUAAUGACAGUGUGGCUAUCCACAGCCCCGACAGAGCCCCUGACCCACUGGUACCAGGUCCGCUGCCUGUUCCAGUCACCACUGUUCGCCAAGGCCGGGGACACGCUCUCAGGGACAUGUCUGCUUAUUGCCAACAAAAGACAGAGCUAUGACAUCAGUAUUGUGGCCCAGGUAGACCAGACGGGCUCUAAAUCCAGUAACCUCCUGGAUCUGAAAAACCCCUUCUUCAGAUACACAGGCACGACGCCGUCGCCCCCGCCCGGCUCCCACUACACGUCCCCGUCGGAGAACAUGUGGAACACGGGCAGCACCUACAACCUCAGCAGUGGGAUGGCUGUGGCCGGGAUGCCGACCGCCUACGACCUGAGCAGUGUUAUCGCCGGCGGCUCCAGCGUGGGCCACAACAACCUGAUUCCUUUAGCCAACACGGGGAUUGUCAAUCACACCCACUCCCGGAUGGGCUCCAUAAUGAGCACGGGGAUUGUCCAAGGUAAUGGUGGGCCGUGGGAGCGGGGGCCCGCGGCCGUGAGUGUGCGGACCCCCGGGCCGCCCGCCCGCCCGCCCGCCCGCCCUCUCGCCUGCUCGCUCGCGCUCUCUGCCUCUGCCGCGGGUCUGGGCGGGCGGGGGGCGCAGGGCCGGCCCCUCAGUGCCCGUGCCAUCCCCCCUCCCCCCACAGGGUCGUCGGGCGCCCAGGGCAGCGGUGGCGGCGGCUCCAGCGCCCACUACGCAGUCAACAGCCAGUUCACCAUGGGCGGCCCCGCCAUCUCCAUGGCCUCCCCCAUGUCCAUCCCGACCAACACCAUGCACUAUGGGAGCUAGGCCCCUCUGGCGCGCAACAGACUGACAGCACCAGGAAACCAAAUGAAGACCCUGCCCACCCCCCACCCCCGCCUGGGCGGCUUUCCCCCCUGGGCCGGAGAAGCCCAAACACCCGGUCACGGCCCUCUUUGCUAUGGGAACUUGGACACUUUUUUACACAACGUUGCCGCCGCCGCCCCCACUCCACCGCCCACCCGCAUCUUGGCCCUGAGCGUGUGUCGCUGCCAGAUUUUACACAAGAUCCUGUCGUGGGAGCCGUUUUCCCCUCCUGCCCUCCCCCUGACCUGGGUUUGACAUCUUCUGUAACAGGCGUGUCCAGGCCUGACAGCUGCAGGCCCGGCGGGGAGGGGCGGGUGGGGGGAGUAGCUACCACCCACCUGGUCCCUUGGCGCCUGCCCCCCUCCCCCGCCUGUCUCCAGUGGGGAAGGCAGGCCUGACUGGGCGGGGCCUUCCCUUCAACUACCAGGCCUUGGUCACAAUGGGCGUGACAUGCUGCUUUUUUUAAUUUUAUUUUUUUACGAGAAGAACCAGUGUCAAUCCACAGACCCUCUGAGAAAACCAGGCCGGCCGGGCCGAGCCAGCAGCCCCUCUCCCCCCACUCAGAGGCUCAGUGGUGAGGGGCAGCCCUGCCGAGUCUUCAGGACAGGGGUGGGGCCAGGCCUCUGGAGACCCGAGGCCCCCUCCCACCAAAGGGUUCACCUCACACUUGAAUGUACAACCCACCCCGGCUGUCGGGAAGGCCCUCCGUCCUCGGCCCCUGCCUCUUGCUGCUGUCCUGUCCCUGAGCCCCUGCAGGUCCCCUCCCCCACCCCUGCCAAGAGUUAGAACAGGUGGCCCCACGGGCCCCAGGCCUGGAGGGAAGGGGCACUGUCAGCCGCUUGGGGCAGACAUGAGAAACCUCAAGGAUCCAUCGUGGAAGGCGUCCUUUCUCCUUGUAGCUCACAUUAGGCCUGUGUGUUUCCCUCAACAUUUGUAGACGCUCCAGUCCCUGUUACUAUGAUGGCAUUUGGUCCCUCCCCAGCCUGGGAAGGGGCCUUGCAGGGACCUCCGCCCCCCCCCAAAACAAAUAAACAAGGAAAUGUAUGUUUCA